AUGCUUGCCCAUUCCAUUCCCUCUCCCACAAAUCUCCAGCUACAGUCGCCGUUUGUUCAAUUGCCUGCAGAAAUACAGCAUGUCAUCUGCGGAUUUGCUUUUACAGCCAAUGACCCUAUAGUUGACCCCAAAACGAAUGCCUCUAGUACUCAAUUGGAUAGCGAACUUCAUCCGCCAUUGGGCAUAGCCUUGCUGCAAACAUGUCGUAGGCUGUACCACGACGUUGACCGACGUCCGCUGUUUGCCCAGAAUGUGUUCCGCUUCACGACUGUUGACCGACUGCAAUCUUUUAUCAAACAGGUUGAUACAACUCGCAACAUCCUAGACUUGGAAAUUGACUUCCGGAGACUUGAUUCAGACAAGCCAGAGAUAGCGCAGGAGUGGCUACGCACAUGCGGAUCCCUUGACAAGGAGGUACCCAAUCUCAAGUGCUUGCGGCUGAAUUUUGACUCAUGGCCUCGAAUUCCUGUCUCCAGAACAGGUCUCUGGAUGUUCCUCAGGAACGUACUGGCACGAAUUGGAAACCUCGGCGUGGAUAGAGUAACUGUAGUAGGCGCUAGUAAAGGAAGCGGCAUGGCUAGAAGAGCCCCUUGGUCUCCUCUUCACUUUGUUGGCGCAGACAAUGUUGUUGGAAGUGGUGUCGCUGAAGUAUCUGCUCAGAUGCGUUGA
Plenodomus lingam JN3 is the source of this 669-nucleotide messenger RNA. Lineage: Eukaryota; Fungi; Ascomycota; Dothideomycetes; Pleosporales; Leptosphaeriaceae. The record is from RefSeq and is a predicted model, not a curated record.